Messenger RNA from Vespula pensylvanica (western yellowjacket), 582 nucleotides. RefSeq names its product mediator of RNA polymerase II transcription subunit 9 (gene MED9). NCBI's taxonomy places the organism in Eukaryota, Metazoa, Arthropoda, Insecta, Hymenoptera, Vespidae. The coding region runs from base 219 to 569 and encodes 116 amino acids. Gene Ontology annotation, cellular component: mediator complex. Gene Ontology annotation, biological process: regulation of transcription by RNA polymerase II. The transcript is spliced from 3 exons. The record is from RefSeq and is a predicted model, not a curated record. Gene Ontology annotation, molecular function: transcription coregulator activity.
UGUAUUGUCAAUUUUGUUAGAUCAGCUUCUAGAAAAAUUUGAUUCAUUCAUUAAACGGAUGUCAGAAUAAGAUCUUAAUUUGAAGAAGUAUCGAUAUAUAUAAUCUUGUAAUUAUUGUGUUUCAUAUAUGUUUCAUAUUGUGACUGUACAUUUAUGAAAUAUGAAAAAUUCAAGAGUGCUAUCAUAUAAAAUGUAAAUUUUUAUGUUUUUAUCGUAUCAUGGAAACUUCAGAGCUAACAGAAGAAAGUCCUAUAAGAAGUUCAUUUACAGUUGAUGAUUUAGAUAUUGAGAUACUACCGCUUAUUUAUGAUAUAUUAAGAAGUGUAGAGAAAGAUCCUCAUGAUACAACUCAAAAAGCAAAAGAAUCACAAGAUACUAGUCAUAAAAUAUUAGAAUUACAAAAAAAAUUGGAUUCUGCAAGAGCUCAGAUUAAACGAUUACCAGGAAUAGAAUAUAGUAAAGAAGAACAGUUACAAAAACUAGAAACACUUCGUAAACAGCUUCGGCUCAAACGUGAACUUUUAUUGAAAUAUCGUAAUAUGUGUACAUUUGAAGUACCCAAAAUAUAAAUAUUUACAUUUU